CGACCGUGACCGUGACGGUGAAACAAAGAAGACCAGAAAACUGAAAAAUCGCAAAAUGACAUCUCGCGAUGGGCGAACGUUUGGACAUAUUAGUGGUGUGGAGGUUGGCGCGACUUUCCCCACAAAAGUUGCAGUAGCCGAAUCCGGCGUACAUGUCCAACGCCAAGCUGGCAUACAUGGAGAUCAAGAGCUCGGUGCUUUCUCCAUAUGUUUGUCCAAAGGAUAUGAGGAUAAUGUCGACAACGGAACUAUCAUUACAUAUGUCGGCUCAGGUGGGCAAGAUGACUAUGGAAAUCAAAUAAGCGACCAGUCUCCGGACUCCUCCGCUAACAAAGCUUUAUUCGUUUCCUUUGAAACAAAGCGUCCAGUGCGAGUCGUACGCGGAGUGAAUGACGAUAGCGCUUAUUCUCCAAAGAAAGGUUAUCGUUACGACGGGCUGUAUGUCGUUGAUGAGGCUAAGAUGAAGGACGGAAAGAAAGGCUUUAAGAUGUGCACCUUCAAGCUGAAGCGACUUGAAGAGGAGGGCCAGAAGGGGAUACCAAUAAGGCGCACCCUCACCGGCAGCAAACUGGCAAAAAUACGGAAGCAAGCUCGUUCUGGAUAAUCUGCCUGCUAUGGUUCUGAUCUGUUCUGACACCCUCACAAUGCUUUGACUUUCGAUCGUUAUGGAAUGUAAGACUCCACAUAUAUACCCGUCUACAGUCGCCUGCGCACCUGUGUUUGUAAUUCUAUUGCUCUUAUGUUGAAUGUUAGACUUCCUCUUUGUUUCCACUUGAAGCCAAGACCUCACGCAUGAAGUGUGGACCAUUCAUAU
This is a messenger RNA of Suillus clintonianus, 814 nucleotides long. RefSeq names its product SRA-YDG. Gene Ontology annotation, biological process: negative regulation of gene expression via chromosomal CpG island methylation; protein ubiquitination. Lineage: Eukaryota; Fungi; Basidiomycota; Agaricomycetes; Boletales; Suillaceae. Bases 56 to 604 code for a protein of 182 amino acids. The transcript has 10 exons. Gene Ontology annotation, molecular function: ubiquitin protein ligase activity. The record is from RefSeq and is a predicted model, not a curated record.